Messenger RNA from Durusdinium trenchii, 1610 nucleotides. The record is from the annotation of a GenBank genome assembly. Lineage: Eukaryota; Dinophyceae; Suessiales; Symbiodiniaceae.
AUUCUAAGCUACGCUGCAAGAUGUCAGUCCCUAUUUUGUGAUGCAAACAUGAAUAGUUCCGGCUCAUGUUGGCCAGGCAUGGUUGUAGGACCAUGCUUCGCGAUGGGGCCGCGAAACAUAUUCUUUUUCCGCGAAGAAGGGCCAUUCCAGGAUGAAGAAUGUUGAUCAACCACCAUAUAUAUAUAUGUAUACUAUUUACCAUUAUAUACACUCACAUAUUGCCUUUGGAUUUUUGUCCUUGGUGAGUGGAAACAUCCCCGUCAGAUCGCCUAGGCAAGACUAUUGCUACGCUCAAGUGCGAGUGCCAAUGAUUCUGAUGCAAAAGGCGUCACAGCCUUGCACAUCGCAGUCUUUGAUGGGAAUGCUGAGCUUUGCAAGGUCCUCCUCAACUCAAAGGCGGAUGUGGAUGCAGCAGACCGACAUAGACAGACACCUUUGUUCUUUGCGCCUUCCAAGGAAAUUUGCCGCUUGCUCGUGGAACGCAGGGCAGAGGCCGGCGUCCUGAACCGGAAGGGGCAGAGUGCUUUGCAUUUGGCUGGGCGCGCUGGCUUUCAUGAUGUUCUGAGUUGGCUUUCCUCCCGGGUUGGCAAACCGAUAGUUGAACUUCGUGACCACCAUGGCAACACUGCGCAAAUGUAUGUCCAACAGGCGCUAGCUGCAAGUCUUGCUCAAGCGCCUCAUGGUGAGGAUCAGGUUGGAGCAACUGUCGUGGAGGCUCCUGCUGGUGAGCCACAGCCAUCAGCCGUGCAUGCAGUUGGAACUGCACAAGCUGCGCAUCAAGAGUUCAACAUCUUCCAGGAGCCAGAAGAAUAUUCGAUUGCCACAGGAACCAAUACAACACCCCUUGCAAGGCAUCGUGGGGAAGACGAUUGCCAUGGAAGCUUGGAGCAAUCUGGCGAAGGUAUUUCCGCAGUUUCCUUUGAUAAGAUCGCGGCCGCUGCUGCUCCUGCAACAACUUGGGCAGCAGAUGGCAUGAUUGACACACCUGUGGCGGAGCCUUAGCCUGCUGAAGUGGAGAGGGUUUCCACGACUCAGACGCAGCCAAACGAUCCACAGAUGCAGGAGUUGGAGCUCUUAAAGCCAAAGAUGCAAGAGCAACAUCGACUAGAAGAGGUUCUAGAUGAGUGCUGGUGAGGCAUUUGAGAAGUUAAUGGUUUUGUCGUGCGCGACUUGUUGUGACGGGCAGAGUUAAGGGAUUGCAGCGCAGGGAUUGCACACUGGGAAUGAUCUGCCUUGGAGCCUGGGUAGCCAAAUCGCAGCAAGACGUGGCGGGACCUUGUGGGGCAGCCGAUGGCAGCCGGGUCCGAAGGAUGCCAGGCUGCAGAGACUUCCUUCACAGAGAACUUUUCAGAUUGUCCUCGGACAGUGAGGCUUGGGAAAAAUGCAGCAUGGAGAGUUGACAUUCGUGGAUGUCCCACAUCUGUCAGAAUUUUAAAGGGAGGAUGCUUGUCGCUCGAGUUCAUGCCUCCAGCCAAAUCAAACCAACUAAACCAAUGGCCAAUCAAAGACCCUAUAUAGUCAAACAAAUGCAUGCUAAAUGCAAGAAAGUUCGGGCCACAGACUGUGGAAUUAUAACUCCCUUAUUUCUGGAGGGCGGGGGACUGUGGGCG